Gavialis gangeticus (Gharial) is the source of this 1576-nucleotide messenger RNA. RefSeq names its product mesoderm specific transcript (gene MEST). The coding region runs from base 16 to 1062 and encodes 348 amino acids. NCBI's taxonomy places the organism in Eukaryota, Metazoa, Chordata, Crocodylia, Gavialidae. The record is from RefSeq and is a predicted model, not a curated record. The transcript has 12 exons. Gene Ontology annotation, molecular function: catalytic activity.
GCAGCUGGACGGCGCAUGCGCCCUCCGACUGCCCGCGGGGCGCUAUGGAAGCCGCACGCGGCCGCAACACCUGAGGCCAGGAUGAAAGAGUGGUGGAUACAGGUGGGGCUUCUGAGUGUGCCACUUCUGGCUGUCUACCUGCACAUCCCUCCCCCAAAACUGUCCCCAGCCCUUCACUCAUGGAGAUCGUCGGGAGGAUACUUCACCUACAAGGCCCAGAACAUCUUCUACAGAGAUUCAAUGGGUGCAGUCGGCAGCUCUGACAUCGUCAUUCUCCUGCACGGCUUCCCAACCUCCAGCUACGACUGGUACAAGAUUUGGGAAGGGCUGACUCAGCGGUUUCACAGAGUGAUCGCCCUGGAUUUUGUGGGAUUUGGUUUCAGUGACAAGCCACGGCCCCAUCGCUAUUCCAUUUUCGAGCAAGCCAGCAUUGUUGAGAGGCUGGUGGGGCACUUGGGCCUGCGAAACCACAGGAUCAACCUCCUGUCUCAUGACUAUGGGGACACGGUCGCGCAGGAGCUCCUCCACAGGUAUGAACAUAAUAUAACUGGAAGCAUCUUGAUCAACAGCCUCUGUUUGUCCAAUGGAGGAAUUUUCCCAGAAACCCACUACCCCAGGUUCAUUCAGAAGAUUCUCAAGGACGGUGGCUUCCUGACCCCCAUUCUCACUCGGCUGAUGAACUUCUUCCUGUUCUCAAGAGGGCUUGGGGCAGUCUUUGGACCAUACACACAGCCUUCACAGGCGGAGUACUGGGACAUGUGGACAGCCAUCCGGACCAAUGAUGGAAACCUCGUCAUUGACAGUAUUUUACAGUACAUAAAUCAGCGGAAGCAGCACAGAGACCGCUGGGUUGGGGCUCUGGCCUCCACCACUGUCCCACUGCAUUUAAUCUACGGGCCCCUGGAUCCUGUGAAUCCAUAUCCAGAGUUUCUGCAGCUUUACAAGAAGGUGCUUCCUAUGUCCACAGUCUCUGUUCUUGAUGACCACAUUAGCCACUAUCCGCAACUUGAGGAUCCUACGGGCUUCCUGAACGCAUACUUGAACUUCAUCAACUCCUUCUGAGCACCAGCAAACUCUCUGGCUCAUGUCUGCUUUCCAUUUCUGAACCAGGCAGUGGUGGAGCGGAUGCAGACUUUGUUUCCAGAUCAGGCGCUUUAAGGCUUUUGCCUCAGGCCACAACAUCCCCAUAUACACCUGAACCUUCUGAAUGUGGGGAGGACAAGCCAGCAGGAUGGAUGCUGUUUGCCUUCCUAUGCAUACCCAACUCAUUUCCUACCCUGACAGCAGCUGGGCACCAGGAAGCAAGAAUGGGGUUGUACAGGGGGGCAACAUCUCUCAAGUUGCUCCAGCAGUCUUUACCGGUCUUACCCCCAGAAGACACUGCAGGAAAGUAGCUCUUCAUUGGAAACCAUGCACCAAAUAGCUCAUUUCCAAAUCCCAGGCAUGUGUCUUUUCUCCUCCACGUGUGCAUCAAACUGAGCCGUUGCACAGACAAGGUUGAAACGACCCGUCUGUGUUGUUUUAAAGUGUUACUAACCCUGAGUGUCAGGAUUUAAAAUACAUGAAAGCAGUCUAA